CCAUCUCUCUUUACUCCCCCACAUCCUCCUCCCUUCUUUUCCUUCCCCUGCUCUCUCUCCUCUCCCCCUUCUUCAACCCGGUGGUAUCGCCCGACGGAGGAGAAGAGAGCGCAGUUGUCGGCUGCAGGUUUCCCGGAGAGGAACGCACAGUGGCUGAGGAAACAACACAUAGAACCUGUUUCUGUCUUCGCUGCAGAAAAGUGCGAGAUUGACUAUCUUUUACCCUCUUUUUUCAUCCGACUGGUAUUUUCAUCAUCCAGAGGAAUACAAUCUGCAUUAGAGAAUCAAUCUGAAAAGACAGACGGCCCUCUCAGCCCCGUCCCCACACACCAGUGAUGCUUAGCUGCUUUUUCCCAGAGGCCCACCUUGGCAGUUAGAGGAGAGGUCAUCACCAUGACAGCGUCCUCACAGGACUCCAACCCCUCAUUUCUGGCUGGCCUCUUUCUCCUAUUCCUCCUCUUGCCAGCUGUUUACAUGCAGAACUUGGCUGUCCCAACACCCCCAACCACACCUUUGUUUGACCCGCUGACCCAGGCAGAGUGCACAAAGAAGGACCAUCCAAAGGUUUCCAUCCAAGCACUCAGCCCAUGGAUUUCUACAUUCUUCCAACCUGGUGUGAGAGACUACUCACAGCUCACCCUUGACCUGACUAGGAAUGAGCUUAUUGUUGGUGCCAGAAACUACCUUUUCCGACUGGAUCUCCAUAACCUCUCUCUAAUACAGGCGACAGAGUGGGCACCGGAUGAGGAAACCAGGAAGUCAUGUCAGAGCAAAGGCAAAACAGAGAUGGAAUGCCAGAAUUAUAUCAGAGUCCUUCUGGUGAACAAGACUGAGGUCUUGACCUGUGGCACUAAUGCUUUCCAGCCACUGUGUAUUACCAGAGAGGUUGGUAACAUGAGCAGAGUGCUGGAGCGCGUAAACGGGGUGGCUCGCUGUCCGUACGACCCUCGUCACAACUCCACGGCAGUGGUAACUGAAAGCGGAGAGCUCUAUGCCGCCACUGUCAUCGACUUCUCAGGACGUGACCCCGUCAUAUACAGGAGCCUGGGCGGCAUGCCCCCGCUGCGCACUGCUCAAUACAACUCCAAAUGGCUCAAUGAGCCCCACUUCAUCUCAGCCUAUGACAUCGGCCUCUUUACCUUCUUUUUCCUGAGGGAGAAUGCGGUGGAGCACGACUGCGGCAAGACAGUCUAUUCCCGCGUGGCCAGGGUCUGCAAGAACGACAUCGGCGGACGGUUCCUCCUGGAGGACACCUGGACCACAUUCAUGAAGGCUAGGCUCAACUGCUCCCGCUCUGGAGAGAUCCCCUUCUACUACAAUGAGCUCCAGAGCACUUUCUACCUGCCUGAGCAAGACCUCAUCUAUGGCAUCUUCACCACCAAUGUCAAUAGCAUCGCAGCCUCGGCAGUGUGUGCCUUCAACCUGAGCGCCAUCACCCAAGCCUUCAAUGGGCCCUUCCGCUCCCAGGAAAAUCCUCGCUCCACCUGGCUUCCCACAGCCAACCCCAUCCACAACUUCCAGUGUGGUACUAUAAAUGACAAAGGUCCCAAUGAGGGUUUGACGGAGCGCAGCCUUCAGGACGCACAGCGGCUUUACCUGAUGAACGACGUGGUCCAGCCAGAGUCUGUCGAUCCUCUCGUCAUGCAGGAUGAUGUCCGCUUUUCCAACCUUGUUGUGGACAUCGUUCAGGGCAUGGACACCCUUUACCAUGUUAUGUACAUCAGCACAGAAUAUGGCACCAUCCUAAAGGCGCUUGCCACACCCAACAAAAACCUGCAGGGUUGUUACCUGGAGGAGAUGGAGCUCCAUCCAACUGGUUUCCGAGAACCAAUCUUGAGUCUUCAGAUCCUGCACAGCGACAGGUCAAUCUUUGUUGGCCUCAAAGACAAAGUCCUCAAGAUCCCCCUCGUGAGGUGUUCUUCCUACAAAACUGAGACACUUUGCUUGGAGGCCAGGGACCCCUACUGCGGCUGGGACUUCAGGCAGCGCAAAUGCACCACACUGGAGGAGAGCUCCAACAUGAGCCAGUGGAAACAGAACAUCACCAUUUGUCCACUGCGGAACCAGACCUUUGAUGGUGGCUUUGGACCAUGGACUUCAUGGCACCCCUGCAAUAAUGAUGAUCCAUUGGAUGGUGUGAGCUCUUGUUUGUGUCGCUCCAGAUCAUGUGACAGCCCUGCCCCUCGGUGUGGAGGCAAAAACUGUGAAGGGCCCAUUAUUGAAGUCUCAAACUGCUCAAGGAAUGGAGGCUGGACACCCUGGUCGUCAUGGGGACAGUGCAGCACAACCUGUGGUACAGGCUUCGAGAUGCGCCAGCGUUCGUGUAACAACCCCUCACCCCGACACGGAGGGCGAGUGUGCGUGGGGCCCACCAGGGAUGAACGGUUCUGCAAUGAGGGUGUAUCAUGUCCUCAGCCUAUUUUUUGGACCCCAUGGGGCUCUUGGACUAAGUGCAGCACAGAGUGUGGUGGAGGCGUCCAUUCCAGGGUCAGAUCCUGUGAGAAUGGCAACACGUGUCCAGGAUGUGCACUGGAAUACAAGGCCUGUAACCUAGAGGCAUGUCCAGAGGUGAAGAGGAACACACCUUGGACGCCCUGGAUGCCUGUCAAUGUAACCCAAGGUGGAGCUCGUCAGGAACAGAGGAUGCGCUACAUGUGCCGGGCCCACCUGGCUGAUCCCCACGAGCUGCAGAUCGGACGGAGGAAAGUGGAGACCCGCUUCUGUCCAAAUGAUGGAACAGUGGUCUGUGAGACAGAUAGCCUCGUCGAAGAGCUGCUAAAAACGCCAGUGGUGAGAAUGGCUGGGAUGAGCUGGUCAUCGUGGGAGACCUGGUCCAGCUGCUCUCAGAGUUGUGCCAAAGGUUACCGCACUCGUAGGCGAACCUGUUCUGGACCAGAGGGGAAGAGUGCCCCUGUGGCAUGCCGGGGCUCCCCUGUGGAAUACCAGGACUGUAAUGUGCAAGCAUGUGCCGUGAAAGGUGCAUGGUCCUGCUGGUCUCCCUGGUCUCAGUGCUCAGUGGGCUGCGGUGGUGGUCACUACCAACGGACACGCUCCUGUAACAGCCCUACCCCCGCCAACGGAGGAGACAUUUGCAUAGGCCUGCACACCGAGGAGGCUCUGUGUAACACGCACACAUGUGAUGGUGGAUGGAUGGCCUGGUCACUGUGGUCAGCCUGUGAUGACUCAGGCUUCCAAAUGAGAAGUCGAGUGUGUGGUGCUCAGGGCAACAGCCCUUGUGUGGGGAACAACACUCAGCGCAGAGACUGCAAUGAAAUACCUGUCAUUCUUCCAGCAUCUGGUUUUGAUAAGGACCAACAAUGUGGAGCCUUCACCUCCAUCCACCUAAUUGCCACUGGCGUUUCCUGCUUCCUGGGGGCGGGACUGCUGUCCUUCCUGAUCUAUGUUUAUUGUCAACGAUUCCACAAGCCCUCGCAAGAGUCUGCCGUCAUUCAUCCAACCACCCCGAACCACCUCAACUACAAGGGCAACACCACACCAAAGAACGAGAAGUACACACCCAUGGAGUUUAAGACACUGAACAAGAACAACCUGCUGCCAGACGAAAGAUCCAACUUCUACCCAACGCCACUCCAGCAGACCAAUGUCUACACAACCACUUACUAUCCCACACCGCUUGGCAAAUUUGACUACCAACCCAACUCCUCCCCUUCACCAUGCAGAACCUACAACAACAGUAACAACAGCUGAGACACAGCCCACGCCUGAUUCUCCACUCCCCCCUGCCCCAAAUGGACACCGGUACCAUGGUGACAAAAGUGAACCAAUGUGAACUGAAAUGUUUCUCUGCUCACCGUCACCUCUCUGCUCCCGUAGUCUCUUCUGCCAGGUGGGGUUUGUGUUUUCAGGGGUGUUUUUGGAACUUUCCAUCGAGGGGCGUAGAUUUGGACAACAAAGCCUGUGUCCUGGUAAAGUCAAGAACUUAUGCAACCGGUUUGGGGGUUUGUUUUUGUAAGGAAUCCAUCGGGAUGUAGCUGUGUCAACCCAGCGCUUUAUGUGGGGAACAAGUGAAAAGAAAUACAACAAAGUUCUGACUUUGAGAUGAUUGUUGUGACUACUUCAGCACAGGUGCCGGGUCGUGGACCUCCAUCUGCAAAGACUGAUGAGAAUCUGGCAUAAUGAAAUAAACACUUUUAGGGGAUACAUGUUACCAUUUUAUGCCUCUCCAUUACAAGCAACAUUCUCGGCCUAUAAUGAACUUGAGUCCUUCAACAACAAAAGCAGUUUUAGAGAGCAAAGGGCACACAUGUUCGCGUUUUUGCCGCGCAGCACAGAGUGAGGGAACGAAAACAAAAGGGAAAAAGAAUGAACAACAUCGACAACAAAAUAAAUUAAACAUCAAUAUCAGCUUGGUUUUGCGGGAAGGGAAAUACACUCCCCUCUUUGUUGGUGUUUAACAUGAUGGGAAAGAUAAGAAGUUUAAAGGUAAUUAAGCUUUUUUAUGACUGUUUGAGAAAAGUCACAUGAAGCAUUGUCACCCUCAGCUGGAGAGAAUUAUUGUCAAAACCUGCUUUCGAUCAAAGUCCUGAUCCUGUUUGAAGACGAGGACGUGCUCAUGAGAUCAAAUGUCGUGGCGGCGUUCAGAACUGUAAAAGCUUUGGGAAUGCCGUGGGUGCCUGUACACAACUGAUGAAGGGGGUGAAAUUUGUUCCCAAUUCUGUUUCUUCGCUUUUUGUUUCAUCCGAGAUCAGUAAGGACACCUGGAGAAGAGAAUUAAUUAAUUCUCCAAUUAAUUCUCCACUGAAUAAAUGCAUUUCUACUGAGUGCUAAAUAGCUCAGUGGUCAUAUCAAAUAUGACCAGUGUGCUGAAGAACUGGAUUGGGGUUUUUCUAUGAUGGUAGAAUAAGCUAGCAGACUGGCACUUGUUAUUUUCUAAAUGUUUUGUUUUUAAGAUGGUUUUAUGUUCACAAUGAGCUGUAGCAUAGAAGGAAAUAUUUUGUUAAAUAAGAAUAUUACUGAUUAUUAAAUCUUGUUUCUCUAAUUUCAUUUUCAUAACAAAUGCAUCGUCAAUACGUGAAAUGUUACAAAAAUAAAACGAUGAAUUUUAAAGUCUCUUUUUUGCUUUCUUUUAAAUAAUUACUAACAUUGCCAACCCCUUUCACCCCCUACUGAGGUUUGCGUGUGCAUGCUUGUGUGUGCGUGUGUGUGUGUGAAAUUCUGUCACUCGUCAGCUGGUUAGCUUGUUUUUCUCAGUGUGACGUCUGAGCUGUUCAUCGUGAGUUCAGCAGUGCGCCUCUGGUUCUCAAGGUGGAAUGUACAUUAUUUAUAACCACAGCUUGGUUUAUAAAGGGGCAUUUUCACUGCUAUAUUUUAUUAUUAUUGCCCGAUCGAUGAAUGGUGACCCUACGAGGCUUUUGUCAGUUCCGCUAAUGUACAUGCACGACAUGAGAGCUCUAUCUGUAUAUAGGAGCAUCAGCCUUCUGGCCAAUUAUUUUCCCUGAAGAGGAAUGUAUAAAUGACUCUGCAUACUGUACAGCUUAUACUUUGUUUAAAAAAAAAUAAAAGAAGCCUUAUAGUUGUUAAAAAAGUGCAGCAGCUGAGUACACAAUAAACCAUGAGGUUUGUUUUGGGGGACAGAGCUCCGUGAUGUGACUGAACACCCGUAGUUUGCGUGACCUCAACCAGCUGCUCAAACAAGAGAGAGUAAUUCACUGCAGCACUGAUGAGAAUCAAAAACUAUACGAAUGAUCUAAAAUCAGCUAACUGGAAACGAAACUGAUCAUUUUGAUCAUGCUAAUUUUGGACUGGCCUGGUCUAAAUGCUGCAAACAUGUGAUUGGUCAUUCUGAGCUCUGCCCCCCGUGAUGUGAGACUCUGUGCCCUUCUAUGCAACUUAGCAGGUGUACUGUUAGACCUGUCAUAUAGACUAUAAUCACUGCCUUUUAGACACUGUGAACUUUUUUGUACCCUAUAUUUUUGUAUAUUGUACAUGAUUAAGGACAAUAAACCUUGAUGCCAACACAUCAA
Messenger RNA from Girardinichthys multiradiatus, 5984 nucleotides. RefSeq names its product sema domain, seven thrombospondin repeats (type 1 and type 1-like), transmembrane domain (TM) and short cytoplasmic domain, (semaphorin) 5Ba (gene sema5ba). The record is from RefSeq and is a predicted model, not a curated record. Gene Ontology annotation, biological process: positive regulation of cell migration; semaphorin-plexin signaling pathway; neural crest cell migration. The transcript is spliced from 23 exons. The coding region runs from base 394 to 3708 and encodes 1104 amino acids. Lineage: Eukaryota; Metazoa; Chordata; Actinopteri; Cyprinodontiformes; Goodeidae. Gene Ontology annotation, molecular function: chemorepellent activity; semaphorin receptor binding.